Metschnikowia bicuspidata var. bicuspidata NRRL YB-4993 is the source of this 531-nucleotide messenger RNA. RefSeq lists its product as uncharacterized. Gene Ontology annotation, molecular function: protein binding. The record is from RefSeq and is a predicted model, not a curated record. The annotation marks the transcript as partial. NCBI's taxonomy places the organism in Eukaryota, Fungi, Ascomycota, Pichiomycetes, Serinales, Metschnikowiaceae. The transcript has a single exon.
AUGUUGGACCCUCCAGAAAGACUCCGCAAGGCGAUUGUGGCAGGCAACUUGGCCAUCUCCAAACGCUUGUUGGCCCGCUUCCCGGAGCUUUGGCUCAACGUGGACCCGGCACACCAGGGCUGGUGCAACCUCCACUACGCGUCCUUCCACGGCCACUACUUGGUGUGCUUCCACCUCGUCUCGCAGAUGAGCCGUGUGCGUCUAAAUGAAUCUUCGCUUUGCGACCUCGAUCUCGUGACUUUCGACGGUUUGACUGUCUUACACAUGCCGCUCCGGCAUCACCACUCGCAGACGCUCCAUUUCUUGCUCCAAGAAUUCCUGGGGGCCCGCUGGCUCGACCGCCGGGGCGGCCCCGUGCAUCGUACGCCACUCCACUAUUGUUGCGUGUUCCGCUUCAUUGACGGCGUGAAGUUGCUCUUGGAGUACGGUGCAGACUGGAGACUUCCGGAUGCAAAUGGCGACACCUGCCUCCACCUUUGCUUUGCCUACGGUGGCCUUAAAUGUAUUGAAGCGCUUUUGAAUUAUGUCAUG